GGGCGACAGACGUGGCUAUAGAAGUUGUGUAUUAUGUUUUCUAAUAAAAAUAUUGAAUUUGCACGUAAAAUGUCUGAUGUAAUCGUGCCUAAAGGUCAACCAAUACCUGGAGAUCCCGAGAAGAAGGGAUGGCUGUUUAAAUGGACGAAUUACCUAAAGGGUUAUCAAAGAAGAUGGUUCGUGUUGUCGAACGGCUUAUUAUCAUAUUACAGGAACCAAGCGGAGAUGGCGCACACAUGUCGCGGUACAAUAUCACUUCUCGGCGCUCUAAUCCACACGGCUGACAGUUGCACGUUCGUAAUCAGUAAUGGAGGCACGCAGACAUUCCACAUCCGCGCCCAUGACGAGGUGGAGCGCCAGAGCUGGGUCACGGCACUCGAACUGGCCAAAGCUAAGGCUAUUCGAGCGCAAGAAUCCGACGACGACGAAGACCAGAUGACGACCGGCACUGUAGCUGUCGGCAGCAACGAAGGAGACAGCGAAGACGCCGGCGGCAUAGCUCGGGAGCUGGCGGCGCGGUUCCACGACCUGCGCACGUGCUCCGAGCUCGUCACGCGCCACGGAGCCGCUCUCCAGAGGUCGCUUGUCGAUCUCGAGACGCCGCCCACUGAUACCACCAAUCAGGUGUCCGAGAGAGCCACACUCUUCAGGAUAUCUUGUAAUGCAAUGAUGAAUGCGUGCUCUGAAUUCAUGAGCGCGGCGGCGGCGUCGAGCAGGCGCAUGUCGCGCGCGCUGCAGCACGAGCGCGACCAGAAGCUGCGCCUGCAGGAGGUGGUCGAGCAGCUCGCCCGACAACACGACACGCUCGAGAAAACCGUCAACGCACGGACUACGCCGCAUCCAGGAGGUAACGGCACCAACCAAGGUAACGAAACGGAGGAUGAAGACCAUGAGUUCUUCGACGCUGUUGAGGAGGGCGUCUCUUCCAACAUGGACGAUAAGACGUCGUUUGUAAUCAAAGUGCCAGUGAAUAGAAAAAAUAAAGUAAAAAGCGGCGAAAGCUCUGAUGAGUCUGAAGGCGAGACUGUGACUGAAACGCAACAGGUGAUAUUCGUGGAGGACAAGGAGCGCGCCGAGAGCGCCAUGGGCGGCUCGGAGGGCGGCGCGCCCGCCAGGGACCAGGACAUCGUCGUGUGGCCGCACGUGUCCCAAGUGGUGAGCUCGGUGGACGGCCACCCGCGGCGGCUGCGUGUGCCAGACAAGCCCAACUACCCGCUCAGUCUGUGGUCCAUCAUGAAGAAUUGUAUAGGUAAAGAGCUAUCGAAGAUCCCGAUCCCGGUGAACUUCAGCGAGCCGCUGUCGAUGCUGCAGCGGCUGACGGAGGACUACGAGUACUCGUCGAUCCUGGACGAGGCGGCCAAGUUCACCGACCCGGCGCAACAGCUCGCGUACGUGGCGGCCUUCACCGUGUCGUCGUAUGCCACCACCGCUUGCAGAACGAACAAACCGUUCAACCCACUGCUUGGUGAAACGUAUGAAUGUGAUCGCAUGUCAGAUCUGGGCUGGCGUUCGAUAUCUGAACAGGUGUCGCAUCACCCGCCCAUGGUGGCGCAGUUCACCGAGGGCCAGGCCGGCUGGCAAUGUUGGCAGGAGUUCACCAUGACCACCAAGUUCAGGGGCAAAUACCUGCAAAUCAUACCGCUGGGUGGCGCGUCCGCCAUGUUCGUUAGCUCCGGCAACAAAUACACCUGGAGGAAGGUAACGACGACGGUGCACAAUAUAAUUGUGGGGAAGCUGUGGGUGGACAAUCACGGAGACAUGGACAUCGUGGGCGAGGCGGGGCCCGCCGCGGGGUAUGUGGCGCAUCUUAAGUACCUGCCCUACGGGUACUUCAGCAAGGAUACGCAGAGGAAGGUCACCGGCGUCGUCAAGGACCCGCAGGGUGUGCCGCGCUACGUGUUGCAGGGCCACUGGGACAGCCGCGUGGAGGUGGCGCCCGUGACCAGCACGUCGCCCGACAACACCGUGUGCAAGACGGGCAAGUUCACGGUGGCGUGGGAGCGCGUCCCCGCCCCGCCCGACUCCGACAAGUGGUACAACUUCACGCUCCUCGCCGCGCAGCUCAACGAGCCCGAGCCCGGCGUCGCGCCCACCGACUCGCGUCUGCGGCCCGACCAGCGCCUCAUGGAGGAGGGGCUGUGGGACGAGGCCAACGCGGAGAAGCUGCGGCUCGAGGAGAAGCAGCGCGGCGCGCGGCGGCAGCUGGAGGCGGCGGCGGAGGCGGCGGCGGCGCGCGGCGCGGCGGCCCCGCACGGGCCCGCGCCGCUCUGGUUCACGCGCGACGCGCGCGCCGCGCCCUCCGCGCACCCGCAGCUGCGCCACGUCUACAACCACCGCUACUGGGACUGCAAGCGGCGCCAGGACUGGACGGGCUGCCCGGACAUUUUCUAGCCGCCGCCCGCCGACCGCGGGCCCCGUGUUCCGCUUACGGUUCGCGACGCCGGUCUCGCGUUUUAAUUCUCUCAUUCCACGAUGACCGAGAUCGUACAGCGGUGAGUCGACGUUGUUCCGUAUGGUUCCACCGUCGACGUGUACAUAUUUAUUUGUGGAUCGUCCGUCGCGUUCUCACAGUGUCGGCGAACCGUCGUGGCCUAAAGAUAGCUAAGUUUUUAGUUUAACGCGUUCGAGUGCCGUAAUAGUUCGGUUGUUGAUCGUUCCGAUGCGAACGACCCGUCGACGGAUCGAUCGCCCGACCUCGGCGACGAGCUCGAACGGCUCGCUGUGACCUUACGGACUUUCUGACUCGCGUUUAAAAAUCACGAGCGCUUCUGUAGUCUCGAGAGAGUGAAAGAAAGUGUGUGUGUAUGGUUGAAGACUACGGGUGAGGUGUAGUGAUUUCGAUUUGAUCGCAUGAUAAAGCUUCCUUAUAAAAUAGUUUAUAUUACGAGCGCUGCGUGCCCGCCGGCGCGGACCACGUCGUGAACGGUGCCGGCCGCGGCUGACACGGAAUCAAUAUUGUGACAGGUGCUUCUAAUAAUCAGAUUUCAAUUUCAAUUUUGUCACGCUAUUAAUCUCUAAAAAUGAAAUAUAUAGUGGGCAUUAAAGGUAAGCCAUUUACGUCCCUUUAGGAGCUGUAAAGUCGUAAUGUAUCUUUAAUGCCUUGAAGUAGGAGCAAUAGAGCGUUAUCUUGUAAGUGUUAUAAGUGAAGACAAGUCGGUAUCAGCCCGCGCUCGACUCGCACAGCACCCGCGCCCUGCGCUUGAUAUCCACUUGUACAGCUCUAGGAUAUUUUGUAAGGUCUAUUACAAAUUGUACAUUUUCAAAUGGAUGUAAGAUAAUUUGUUAAUAUUUUUAUUAUAAUAGAAUGAUAUUUGAAUACAAAGCCAUAACAUCUGUAUCAUGUUGAUUAUGAAAAUAAAAUAUAAUGUCACGGUA
Molecule: messenger RNA, 3375 nt
Organism: Manduca sexta (tobacco hornworm)
Lineage: Eukaryota; Metazoa; Arthropoda; Insecta; Lepidoptera; Sphingidae
Gene: Osbp
Product: oxysterol-binding protein 1
Exons: 13
Coding region: 34-2391 (785 amino acids)
Cellular component (GO): cytosol; membrane; intracellular membrane-bounded organelle
Molecular function (GO): sterol binding
Source: RefSeq, a predicted model, not a curated record